Molecule: messenger RNA, 2223 nt
Organism: Trichophyton benhamiae CBS 112371
Lineage: Eukaryota; Fungi; Ascomycota; Eurotiomycetes; Onygenales; Arthrodermataceae
Product: aldehyde dehydrogenase, putative
Exons: 5
Coding region: 1-2223 (740 amino acids)
Molecular function (GO): aldehyde dehydrogenase (NAD+) activity
Source: RefSeq, a predicted model, not a curated record
AUGCCGAACCAGCAGCUAGCUGGCGCCGUUGCCGCCGGGAGCUGGAUCUCUGACUAUCUCUCUGACUAUCUCUCUGACCAUCGCCAGCAGGCCGGUGCUCGAGAUUGGUCAGGUUCUCCUGCUUGGUUAUCGGCCGGGUUUCAGGCGGUUUCACGGACAGGAGGGCAGGAGGACAAGGAGAGGGACAAGGAGAAGGACAGGGAGAAGGACAGGGACAUGGAGGGAGGACAUGAAGGAGGGGGACGGACAGCGAAGACGACCUCUCUCUCUCUCUCUCUCACUCUCUCUCGUACCAAGCCAGCCAUACAGAGCGACGGAGGGCCAUGCAGAGCCAUGCAGAGCUAUGCACAGCUAUGCAGGACGAUGGCCGGGCGAUGGAGGGGGAAUGGGAAGGUACAUGCGGGGCCCGCGGUGCUUUGGCUGGGCCGCGAGGUACCCUGCCACGCCCGCUCCAUGGCUCCUCCAUGGCUCCUCCACGGCGCUGCAUGGCCCAGCAUGGCCCAGCAUUCCCGCGCAUACCUCGCCCUGGUUAACACUAAAGCCAGCGACGAUGGGCUUAUAACACCGCCGACCCCACUUUCUACCUGCCUCCGCCUCCACCUCCGUCUUCCUCUUCUUCUCGCCCUCUUCUUCUUUUCCCUUCUUCUUCCUCCUCUUCUUCUCAACCUUCACCUUAACAACCAUCUCACUCUCAUCGUCAUCUUCAGCAGCAGCAGCAGCAACCAUGGCCCUUACACAGAAGAUCGAGACGCCCACCGCCACCUUCGAGCAGCCGCUCGGCCUCUGGACAGGUUCAUCAACAACAAGUUCGUCAAGGGCGUCGAGGGCAAGACCUUCGAGACCAUCAACCCUCACAAUGAAAAAGUCAUCUGUGCCGUCCAUGAAGCUACUGAGAAGGACGUCGACCUUGCAGUUGCGGCUGCCCGCGCUGCCGUCGAGGGUCCUUGGAGAAAGGUCACCCCCAGUGAUAGGGGCCGCAUGCUGACCAAGCUCGCCGACCUGCUCGAGCGGGAUAUCGAGACCAUUGCCGCCAUCGAGGCCCUCGACAACGGCAAGGCCCUCUCCAUGGCCAAGGCAGACGUCACCAACGCUGCCGGGUGCCUCAGAUACUACGGCGGCUGGGCCGACAAGGUCGAGGGCAAAGUCAUCGACACCGACCACGAGACCUUCACCUAUACCCGCCACGAGCCCGUCGGUGUCUGCGGCCAGAUCAUCCCCUGGAACUUCCCCUUGCUCAUGUUUGCCUGGAAGAUCGGCCCGGCCCUGGCCACCGGUAACUCCAUCGUCAUGAAGACCGCCGAGCAGACCCCUCUCAGCGGUCUCUACGUCGGCAACCUCAUCGUCGAGGCUGGUUUCCCCGCCGGUGUUGUCAACGUCAUCUCUGGCUUCGGUCGUGUUGCCGGUGCCGCCAUCUCCUCCCACAUGGACAUCGACAAGGUUGCCUUCACCGGCUCCACCGUCGUUGGCCGCCAGAUCCUCCAGGCCGCCGCCAAGUCUAACCUCAAGAAGGUCACCCUCGAGCUCGGUGGAAAGAGCCCCAACAUCGUCUUCAACGACGCCGACAUUGACAAUGCCAUCAGCUGGGUCAACUUCGGUAUCUACUACAACCACGGCCAGUGCUGCUGUGCCGGUUCCCGUAUCCUCGUCCAGGAGGGCAUCUACGACAAGUUCCUUGCUCGCUUCAAGGAGCGUGCCAACCAGAACAAGGUCGGCGACCCAUUCAAGCCAGACACCUUCCAGGGCCCCCAGAUCUCUCAGCUCCAGUUCGACCGUAUCAUGGGCUAUAUCGAAGACGGCAAGAAGGCCGGUGCCAAGGUCGAGGUUGGUGGUGAGCGUCACGGAAACGAGGGCUACUACAUCCAGCCAACCAUCUUCAGUGAAUGUACCGAUGACAUGAAGAUCGUCAAGGAGGAGAUCUUCGGACCCGUCUGCACUGUCCAGAAGUUCUCUACCGAAGAGGAUGCCAUUCGCAUUGCCAACAACUCUUCCUACGGCCUCGCUGCCGCCCUCCACACCAAGGACCUCAACACCUCCAUCCGUGUCUCCAACGCCCUCAAGGCCGGAACCGUCUGGGUCAACUGCUACAACCUCAUCUCCUACCAGUCUCCCUUCGGUGGAUUCAAGGAGAGUGGUAUUGGCCGUGAGUUGGGAGAAUACGCCCUCGACAACUACACCCAGAUCAAGACCGUGCGCAUCCGUCUUGGUGACGCCAUGUUCGGUUAA